Molecule: messenger RNA, 4551 nt
Organism: Pectinophora gossypiella (pink bollworm)
Lineage: Eukaryota; Metazoa; Arthropoda; Insecta; Lepidoptera; Gelechiidae
Gene: mim
Product: protein MTSS 1
Exons: 26
Coding region: 467-3514 (1015 amino acids)
Biological process (GO): plasma membrane organization; cell projection assembly
Cellular component (GO): actin cytoskeleton; cytoplasmic side of plasma membrane
Molecular function (GO): actin binding; phospholipid binding
Source: RefSeq, a predicted model, not a curated record
AGCAAAACGCCAAACAAACCGAUUCCGGCUCAAGUGAUGAGCGUGUCGCUCCGCUGUGUAGCGCGUCUUUAAAAAUGUUAUAUCGUGUGUUUGUGAAUGAAAAUGUGAUGAAAUUUAAGUUUUCUUGAAUGAAUGUGUCAGAUAUUGGCUCUGUGUAUCAUACUAGCUGAUUUAUACUAAUUCUUCUAGUAAAAUUCAGUGUUAGUACGGCAUCUAAUCUCCCCCUUGUGGGAACUAAUGGAUGGAGGGUAUUCGUGUUUAUAAUAUAAUAUUGAUUGGUUGCAUAUCAUGUUUCUGGCUUUCCUAUUGUGCCUUCAAACGUGUAUUGAAAUGUAGGUAAAGAUAAAACGUGUAUAGUCAUAUUGGAAAUUGAGAAAAGCAACAGAUGUGAAAAAUGGCGCGUUCGGUGAAGUGAUUGUGGCUCGAGUUUGUCGUGUUUGUUGGUGGUUUCUAUUGGUUUUUGACAAUGGAGGGGACUACUGAGAAGGAUUGCUCGCCGCUGUGGAGCCUGUACCAGCAGAUCGUAUCGGAUAUGAAGAACAGUGCGCCGAUGUGGGAGGAGUUUAUAUCGAAGGCAACCAAACUCCACUCAGCAUUGAAAUCGGCUCUAGUCGCUAUUGCUGCUUUUCUGGAUGCGUUCCAGAAGAUAGCAGACGCUGCGACCAAUGCUAGAGGAGCGACAAAGGAGAUUGGCACAGCUCUCACAAGGGUCUGUCUCCGGCAUCGCGCCAUCGAAACCAGGAUGAAGACCUUUAUCAGCGCUCUAAUGGACACCCUGAUAACUCCGCUGUCGGAGCGUGCAGACGACUGGCGACGCGGCGGCUGCGCUCAGGGCGCGCUGAGCCGCGAGCAUGCGCGAGAGUGUAAACGCGCCCGCGCCGAGCUGCGGCGACGUAUGCACGACGCACAGAGACAUGCGCGGAAGGCGCGCCGCGCGCCGCCCGAUGCUAAGCGGCGGGCGGAUGUAUCUAUGCAGGACGUCCAAGAGCGCAAACAACAGUUAGAAGAGAUGGAGGAAAAGGCCGUUAAAGCAGCUCUAGUAGAGGAGCGCAGCCGCUUCUGCCACUUCGUCUCGCUGCUCAACCCUGUGGUGGAGUGUGAAGUGGCAAUGCUAGCGGAGCUGGGCCACCUGCAAGAGGGCAGCGAGCAGCUGACGCGGCACACUGCCGAGCCCCGGACUCUGCCCCCGGCCAGUCUACAGGUGAUAUGCGACAUAAAGUCGUGCUGCGGCUCGUGGGAAACGGCGGGGUCUGCGCCCGCGUCGCCCGGCGCGUCCCGCCUCGGCAGCCGCAAGUCCUCGCUCACAUCAAUAUCCUCGCUCAACAGCCAGUGCUCUGACCAUCAUCAUGUGUCGGGGUCGACAGUGAGUUGUUCGACGCCGAUAUCGAACGCGUCGUCUGCGGGCACACUACCGGCGCCGUCCAAUGACUCUCACUGUCUCUCACAGACGGCUCGUCUGGCGAGUGUUUGCAGCUCGGACUCCGGAUUCCGGUCGCAGGACGCUUUGCAGCGCCGCUCGCUCUACGUUGACAAUGGUUCAGACAAUCAGAGCGUGAGCAGCGAGUGCACGACUCCUGCGCUGGUCACUGACGAUCACAGCGAACUUGACGACGCCAGAAAUAAUGCUGCAUCAGCAACAUGGCCGGACUUGAAGGACACGGCGCAGUUCGAGCGCGCCGCCUCCGCCAUCAUGGGAGGAAGACCACACACUAUAUCUGCUGCGUACGAGCGCGGUCACCCGCGGCCGGCGCUCAGUGUGCACACCUUCACGUCGGAACAAGAGGUGGCUGGGACGCCCAGAGAGGGCAUCUAUGCACGCCCGCCGUUGCCUAUGAGAUGCUCGUCCCUGGAGCGGCCGCAAGUCCCGGCUAAGAGCAGCAACGCCAACACGGGCCAGCAUGAGAUCAAGCCGGGGAAACCGUCCUCACUCCCUCCGCAUCUCACUAAAGAUAUGCCAGCGGCCCUGUACGUGAACAUGUCGGAGCUGGCAACCCUGGCAGCGUCGCGGGCGCAACAACACACUGCCGAACACCCUCACCAGGAAAAGGUAUGCUCAGAGAGCAGCGCGAGUGAGUCGUCUCUGGAGUCCUCGAGCGGCUACGGUAGUCAAGGAGCCUUUGCCGGCGAAGACCAUGCUCACAUCCACCAAUUGCAGCAUCCUGAUGUUGAGUCCGAAAUCGUGACACUACGUCGCGACAGUGACGCCUCGGUGGCUGCGGCGAGGGAGAGUUUCUCAAUAUCCCUCGGCAGUCUAGAAGAAGCUGUCAGGUCUCUAGACGAGGCCUGUGAGACUCCAGCGUUCGCCACCAUAGGGAAGAAACCCGCGGUACCUAAACGGCGGCCUUUGUCUAUGACAGCGACGGUGUGGUCUCGGCGCGGCUCGUCCAGUUCUCUGGGUAAGCCUCCGCCCCCAGUGCGCAGGUCAUCUUCUAUAUCGCGACCACAACGCCCAUGCGUACAGGGAGGUCCGCAGAGUCCUCAAGUGCCGACCACAGAUGCAGACAAUCUGCCACCACCGCCAGCGUUCUUAUUGCAGCCGGACGCCGAUGCUAAUAUAGCUCACCAAAACUCAGUAGCCGAGACAGUGAAACAAUUGACCGAGCUAAAACACAUGCCAGCCUCUCCCGGCCUAGUCCGCCGCAGUCUCCAACAACUUCAGAACCAAUCACCGACCACUCCCUCACUGAGCACCUUCCAACAAGCGAAGACGAUGUUCCCGUCGACGACCAGCGUCAACAGCACCGGCAACUUGAACCCGAUAUACGGACAGACGGGUCACAGGAUACUGGGCUACGAGAACAGUGUGUACGUCAGGAAGAAUAGUUUGAACAGCUCGCAUCAAGAACUCGCACAAGGAGCAGGCGGUCACUACGACAAGGGGUCUCCUCACGGCUCCACCCCCUCUACUCCGAGCUACGGAGAGAACAACAGCUUCUCAAGCUUCGGACCGCGUAUGACUAACGAGACUUCACAUUACGGACAGACUGGGUACAAAUUGCAACAAGAGAAGAAAUACGGCCAGAGCAACACGAUAUACGCGCAGCCGUCGCAGAUCAUAGCGGGGUUCAACAACAUGGCGAUAUCCCGCCACGACACGCUCAGCCCGCUGGCGCUGCGCAAGAACAUUGCGGCCAGGUCGCACAGCGCGGACCGGCACAACGACCAGGGCGGGCUGAUCGCGAGUCUGAGCGCGAAGUUGGCGCCACAACUGUCCCCGAGGACCACCCGCCGCGCCAUCUCCACCAUCACAGCCGCAGACCCGCCGCCUAAAGGAAAAGGCGUAAUCCCAGGCGCGGUGCAGCCAGGAUUCCUGGACAAGCUGUCAGCCACCAUACAACAACAGAAGCGGCAACUGGAUUCUCCACGCGCCACCUCUGUACGGGACAUGAUCAACGCGCAUGCUCAGCCCGAUCCCCGAGUAUGCCACACGUCUCUGAUGGAGCAGAUCAAGCGCGGGGCAACGCUGCGCCGCAACAAGCAGUGCAACGACCGCUCCGCGCCCAAGAUACGCUAGACACAACGUGUAACACAACGUGUAACAUACCGUGUAACACUACUGGACUUACAGGUAACCAUGGCGUUUGGACAUACAUCUUCGAACAUAAUCCAGAUCACAUCGCGUAGAUCAUUCGGUCUACUAGCUUCUGUAUCGGGCAAACAUCAGACACCGUCAUAAAGUUGUUAGUACAGUCAUGAGCAAUAUCAUGUACCCACUUUACAACCCUGUCGCACUAUUAUAUUUGACAUUUAAUGAGACUUACGGUUUAAUUUGUCAAAAAACAUAAUGUGACAUGGUUUCCAUCUUAGGCCGUACGGAGUACUAUCAUAGUUACGACUAUCGAUUGUUAACAGGUUUACUCCUAGAUUUACUACUACCGUAGAUUGAACAUCAGGGCUCGAAAAGUGGGACGCAAAGUUACUGUUAAUAUAGCGACAAUGACAGUACUCUACCUCAGUGCGCGAUUAGGCGCCGAACUGGCAACACGGGGAAUUGCGUGGUAAAAACUUGCAAAAAUAGAAGCUCAAAGUGAAAAAGGAAGGAUGGAACUGAAAAUUAGAUAUCAACCCCUCAAGUGCAAUGUUAUUUUUCGAUGAACACAUUGGAAUUUAUCUAAAUAGACACACUAUGGCAAGAAAAAAUGUGCCCCACAUGUGGGACAUGCACGUAUUUGAGUUUGAGUUUCAAAUUCAUGUCUCAAAUGUGGUUCAUACACAGUGAACGUGUUAAUGGUAGGACUGCUUCUGACUAUUGCUAUAUAUCGAUAUAGUAUUGUGUCUGACAAUUUGGUAGUUUCCUAGGUCAAAGAUAAUUUAUGAAAUUCUGAUUGCUAAAUAAAUACAGAUCUAAAGGUGACAAAAAACGUUUUCUUUUUUCUAUUUAACUUAAUAAAGAAAUAUGUAAUAAUAAGUCCGACAUUUUGUCACGUUUUUCUAUGACGUCAUAAGUAAUUUAAUAUCAUAGUAAUCGCGUGUUUCGACGUUUAGUAAAAAGUAACUGAUUUGACUAGUUGGAAACUACUCUAUGGCAAGGAACAUCGAUACCUACCAUCA